CUUCAUGUGGGACAAUACAGAAGAUGAUGAUCUGCAAGCAGACAAGACAAAAAUACUGGCUCUUAGUAAAAGUCAUGAACUGUUUGUCUAUGAAUUCACUAUAGAAGACGGAAAAUACAACCCAAUUUCCCUGCACAGUUGUAAGGAAGAUACACUUAAAAAGCUCCUUGAAGUUAAAAACAUUAGUCUGUCUUCAGUUUUCUCUUUGAGGAUACUGUCUUUUGAAAACAACAAAUGCGUACUUCUGCUCAAUAAGUUUAUUGUUGUGCAUCUUACCUUUCCUGGAAAAGACUCACCCUUAGAGACAUGUGACUGCUAUACCCUUAAUUUGCCUCCGCAAGUUUGGGAACGGAUAACAGAUACGCACUUCUGCAGGGGGAUGCUGUUUCUGUUAGAUAGUUCUGGCUGGAUUUAUGUAUUUGACUCUUUUGAUGGUGCAAAUCUAGCAAACGUCAGCGUAGCGCUCUGCCAGGGAGACGUGCCGGAUGAGGACAGGAGUCCAGCCAUCACAUCGCCGCUCACUGCGGUGAAAGUGUCGCGUGAUCUCAGUGUUGCUGUGGUCAUCAGUUCUUCCAACUAUGCCAUCUCUGUGGAUCUAAACAUGUACUUCAGACAGUUCCCUGGGCAUUUGGUCUGUAAGAGAGAUCCUGAAAAUCUUCCCAUGAAGCCUCCUGAAGGACUUGAUGAGGAUGACCUUGCUAGUUCUGACUAUAGCAUGGAGCUUUUGUCAUCGUCGUUCCGCACAGACAGGUCCUGGAAGGCACACUUAUCCUCACUAUGUGAUACUGUAAGGAGAAGACGACCAGGUUCUCCAGAUUUGGUCAAUGACUUGAAUUUACCUUGGUAUCAGUUUUUUACCCAUCUUGAAGAUCACGAUCCUGAAAUCUAUGAAAAUUCUGAGAAGAUGGUGGCUUUUGUUCCACGGGCUGUUGCGGGGGCCCCUUCCAAACCAUUACAAAGCAAUGGUACAAACCUCAGCGAUGCAAGACAGCAAUGGAAACAAAUCCCCGUAGAAGCACCACAAGAAGUGGUGAAACUGGAGUGUAAAUUGGUAACUGGGGUUAAAGCCCUGUUUGUAGUAUUAACAAAUGACAAAGGAUUGACUCUUGCUCUCUGGGAUUUUGAGUCGCAAGAUGUGACGUAUUACCACUUUGGCAAAAAUAGUGUUUAUGUGGAUUGCAGUGAAGAGGUGCCUUUAUGUCUACUUCUGACAGAGCAUGGUCUCUCCUUAGUUCUGUUUGGUUUAACUCAGGAAGAGUUUUUGAAUAGAUUGAUGAUCUAUGGCAGCGCUGGAGUCGUAGAUUCUGUUUGUCAUCUCAAUGGAUGGGAACGAUGUUCAAUUCCGAUACAUGCACUAGAGGCAGGUUUGGAAAAUCGUCAACUAGACACAGUAGACUUAUUUUUAAAAAGCAAAGAAAGUCUUUUCAAUCUGUCUGCACCCUGCUCUGGACCUGAACAGUCUACUGAUAGUGCAUCCCAGUCUUACCUGAAAAAUUUGGAAGAGCUGAGGCCAGCUUUAAACUUGCUUUGCUCAGCGAUCAAAGAAAAUGAUAUGGAGCCUCACAGUAAACAUUUUUCUGAGCAGCUACUAAACCUGACGUUGGCUUUCCUUAGCAAGCAACUUGAAGAGAUUUUUGUGCACACAGAGGAACCUGAUAAACUGCUGCAGAAGGCUGCAGAUAUUUUAACCGAUUACAUUAUUAAACUUAGAAAAUUUCUGAGAAAAUAUCCUCGACCACAAAUAAAUGCAGUACAGACAGAAAGUGAUCUUGAUGAUGACCUGCCUGCAUUAGAAGAAAGCCACAUGUGGGAAAAACUGACACCAGAGGAAGUCAUUGCUGAGGCCAUCUUAAGCAACAAAAUGCCAGAGGCCCAGGCCUUCUUCCGAAUGCAUCAGCAUCCUGCUCAAAGUCUUCAAGUAUUUAUUCAGACAGGUUUGAAUCUGGUCUAUGACAGUCUUCUGAAGGACAAUACCAGAGAGGCCUCAGAACUUUUGAGAAAUAUGGGCUUUGAUGUGAAGGAGGAAUUGCAUAAGAUAUGUUUCUACACAGUUGAUAAACAUGUACGAGAUUUGUUGGUGAAAGUUUUACAAGAAGAAAAUUAUUUUUCUGAAAAAGAGAAGAAAAUGAUAGACUUUGUGCAUCAGGUUGAAAGCUUCUACUCGGAAUCCCUCCAAGAAAAUAAAGAGAUGCAAUCUCUUUCCAGGUACUGGAGAAAGGAACAAGACUUUUCCAGACAUACAGCUGUUCUGGACUCGUUGUUGAAUUGUGAUAGACGUCAGGUUCACAACAGGAGAGUGAGAGUGAUGUUGAACUGGGCUCAGUGGUGGGAUGAGCUUACUCAGGAAAUGAUUAUUCUCCCCAGAAAACCACGCCAAGAACUCAAGACAUGUAAUCCUGAGGUUCUUUGGAUGCACUUGACAGCCCAGCAUGAUUGGCUUAAUAUUUGUUCAUGGAUUGAAGAAUCUGAGCCCAACCAGACUUUGUGUGGACAAGCUAACUGGCCCCCUCUUACUCCAGACAUUAUUGACCGGAACAUGUUAUGUAGUAGCUAUAUGAGAAAUGAUAUAUUAAACAAGCUGGCUAGAAAUGGAAUUUUUGUCUGUUCUGAGUUGGAAGAUUUUGAACUUCUGCUCCAAAGACUGUCUUACCUUGGGGGAGUACUGCAAAAGCCUCACCCUGUUCCAAAAUACAGUGCUGCAAGCGGUUUGGACUUCCAUGCUCGUUUCGUCCUUUACUGUUUAGAACAUAAUUUGCAGUAUCUGUUAUACACUUACUUAGACUAUUACAGUUUAACUCCUUCAAAUUGUCCUAUUUUGGAUAACAAGGAAUUGCAUGAAGUGCAUCCCUGGUUUGAAUUCCUCGUGCAGUGUCGAGGGGUUGCCAGUAACCCACGAGAUCCAAAGAUGAUUUUUCAGGCUAGUCUAGCAAAUGCUCAGAUCUUGAUUCCUAGUAAUCAAGCCAGCGUGAGUAGCAUGCUACUGGAAGGACGUACACUAUUAGCACUUGCAACUACAAUGUAUGCACCUGGAGGUAUUGAUCAGGUUCUUCAGAAUGAAGAUAUAGAAAAACCUCCAAAGAAAGUUGAUCCACAGCUCUUAAAAAUGGCAUUGACUCCUUACCCCAAACUCAAAGCUGCUCUCUUUCCCCCGUGUACUUCUCACGGAAUUUUGCCACCUGACAUCUCUCUCUACCAUCUUGUUCAGUCGUUGGUGCCCUUUGACCCCACUAAAUUAUUUGGCUGGCAGUCAACAAACACUCUUGCUGUAUCAGAUGCAUCAAGUGACUUUCCUCAUUUUUCAUCCCCUGAACUGGUGAACAAAUACGCUAUAAUGGAACGACUGGAUUUUUUGUACUAUUUGCACCAUGGACGUCCAUCAUUUGCUUUUGGUACAUUUUUGGUCCAGCAGUUAGUAAAGAGCAAAUCCCCCAAACAGUUGUAA
Molecule: messenger RNA, 3442 nt
Organism: Pelecanus crispus (Dalmatian pelican)
Lineage: Eukaryota; Metazoa; Chordata; Aves; Pelecaniformes; Pelecanidae
Source: RefSeq, a predicted model, not a curated record